CUGGCCGCCCUGAAAUGGCCAACGCCGGGAGAGCCACCGUGCUGGCCAGGGAGAUGCCGCUGGAGAACGGGGACCCAGUGAAGCAGAGGGGACAGCGGGUCAACGGCGAGGUCAGCGGUACCCCCCAGCUCGGGGGGACGGGGGACCCCCCGCUCUGGGGCACGCCAGCGCCCGACAGCAGCAGGACAGAGGCGAUGGCAGAGGGCUGGGAGCCAGGGCCAGUGCUGGGUGACGGGGACGUGACCCCCAGGGGGUCCCCACGGGGAGCAGGGCGGCACGAGGAAGCCCUGAUGGCCGAGCUCUCGGAGCUGGUGCAGAAGGUGGUGAAGAGCAGCAGCUGGUGGGACCGGCACGGCGUGGAUAUCGGCAUCCUCGCCUGCAGCUUCCUCCUGCUCCCGGCAGGGUUCCUGUGCCUGCGGUCAGCCCAGGCCAUCCCUUUCCUGGUGGGUGUCCUCACCCUCGGCGUGGUGCAUCACACCUUGACUGUGAAAGGCAGCCACCUGGCCAGCCACAACGCCUUGACUGAGUCCAAGUCCUGGGGCAAAGUGUGGGCCAUCUUCUUCAUUGAGCUCUGCUCAGCUUUUACAGCUGAGCAGGCCACCUACAACCACGUGAAGAUCCACCACGGCUACACCAACGUCAUUGGCCUGGGGGACUCCAGCACCUGGAAGCUUCCUUUCCUGAACCGCUACAUCUACAUGUUCAUCGCGCCUCUUGCGGUGCCCAUCAUAACCCCUCUGGUUGCUCUCGAUUUGUUGAGGAACGUGGAGUGGAAAGCAGCUCUUCGGACCCUCUGCUGCAUGUUUCUGGGUCUUUACUGCCAUUACUGGCUGCUGCUCCACAUCUCAGGCUUCCAGUCACCGUGGUCUGCCCUGCUCUGCAUGCUGCUCACCCGCUCCCUCCUGGCCCAUCCCUACAUCCAUGUCAACGUAUUCCAGCACAUCGGCCUCCCCAUGUUCGCGGCCGAUCGGAAACCCAAGCGGAUCCACCUCAUGAGCCUGGGCGUCCUCAACCUGCCCCGCAACGUCCUGCUCGACUGGUCCUUCGGCCACUCGCUCAUCAGCUGCCACGUGGAGCAUCACCUCUUCCCCAGCCUCUCUGACAACAUGUGCCUGAAGAUCAAACCCGUCGUCUCCCAGUACUUGAAGCAGAAGAAGCUGCCGUACAACGAGGACACCUACGCCUCCAGGCUCCGGCUCUUCCUCCAGAGAUACGAGGAGCUGAUGGUCCACGCUCCCCCCAUAACGGAGCUGGUGGGCAUCCAGUGAGGACGGGGCCCCAGGACUUGGGGGCUGUUUCCCAUGGGGCACUUGCAGCAGUGAUGGUUUUAGCAGGAUUGGGGCUACACAGACGCACACCUCCAUAAAGCCAUUGCGUAGGAAACAUCUCUCCCCGAUGUCUUGCUUUUGGCUAGAUAAUGAUGCACGGAGCCACUGC
Messenger RNA from Gymnogyps californianus (California condor), 1437 nucleotides. It is a transcript of the gene FADS6, whose product is annotated as fatty acid desaturase 6. Gene Ontology annotation, molecular function: oxidoreductase activity, acting on paired donors, with oxidation of a pair of donors resulting in the reduction of molecular oxygen to two molecules of water. Lineage: Eukaryota; Metazoa; Chordata; Aves; Accipitriformes; Cathartidae. The coding region runs from base 15 to 1268 and encodes 417 amino acids. The record is from RefSeq and is a predicted model, not a curated record. The transcript is spliced from 7 exons. Gene Ontology annotation, biological process: lipid metabolic process. Gene Ontology annotation, cellular component: membrane.